Molecule: messenger RNA, 858 nt
Organism: Cucumis sativus (cucumber)
Lineage: Eukaryota; Viridiplantae; Streptophyta; Magnoliopsida; Cucurbitales; Cucurbitaceae
Product: probable acetyltransferase NATA1-like
Exons: 1
Coding region: 73-753 (226 amino acids)
Molecular function (GO): N-acetyltransferase activity
Source: RefSeq, a predicted model, not a curated record
AGCAAAUCGGACAUAGGCCUCCAGACGUCGUUAACCGAUUCUUUCGCUCCUUCGUCUUUCCCUUCACCGAUAAUGGCCGCCGCCGCUGCUCACCAUCCAAUCGGCCACCCUCUGUUUUCCAGAAUCCGUCUCGCCGGCCCCUCCGAUAUCCCUCACAUUCACAAACUCAUCUACGAAAUAGCCGUCUACGAACGCCACACUCACCUCUUCUCCGCCACCGAAUCUUCUCUCUCCGCCCAUCUCUUCUCCUAUCCACCGUUCCAAUCCUUUACCAUUUUCAUCCUCGAAGUAUCCCAUGAACCCUUCCCCGAAAACUCCCCUCAUAACUCCAACGCUAAUUACUCCCCUGUUGUUCGAAUUGUAUAUUCCGAAGUCCCCGUGGACGAUCCAGAACGGGAGAUUUUCAAAUCGGAAGAUGAAAACGUUGUUGUUGCUGGAUUUGUUCUGUUUUUCCCCAAUUUCUCUGCCUUAUUAGGGAAGCCUGGGUUCUUUGUGGAGUCUGUUGCAGUGAGGAAAUGUUAUCGGAGGAAGGGUUUGGGGAAAAUGUUGCUGUCUGCGGUGGUUAAUCAGGCGGUGGAAAUGGAUUAUGGUCAAGUGGAGUUGGUAGUACUCGAAGGGAAUGAGACUGCGAUUAAGUUUUACGAAGAAAUGGGUGCCCAGAUUUUGACCGAGUGGAGAGUUUGUGAUCUCACCGGCGAUUCUCUUCGAGUUCUUCACACAAAUGAUUGUAUUGAUCAUUAUGGAGAAUUAUGAAUUUAGUAAUGUAAAUCUUUAAAAGAAAAAACUAUAUACAUAAAUUAUACGUAUAUUUAAAUGUAUUUAUGAAAAACCAAAUAAAUAGCAAACUAACUUAUAAUA